Fusarium verticillioides 7600 is the source of this 1113-nucleotide messenger RNA. RefSeq lists its product as hypothetical. The coding region runs from base 1 to 1041 and encodes 346 amino acids. Gene Ontology annotation, biological process: lipid metabolic process. Lineage: Eukaryota; Fungi; Ascomycota; Sordariomycetes; Hypocreales; Nectriaceae. The transcript has 3 exons. The record is from RefSeq and is a predicted model, not a curated record.
AUGCUUCUUCUACCACUUCUCUCGGCCAUCACCCUCGCGGUAGCCAGCCCUGUAGCUCUCGACGACUACGUCAACUCCCUCGAGGAGCGAGCUGUUAGUGUCACCACAACCAACUUCAACAAUUUCAAGUUUUACAUCCAACACGGCGCCGCAGCUUACUGCAACUCUGAGGCCGCAGCUGGCUCAAAGAUCACCUGCUCCAACAAUGGCUGUCCAACCGUUCAGGGCAACGGAGCUACCAUCGUGACAUCUUUCGUUGGCUCCAAGACAGGUAUCGGUGGCUACGUCGCGACAGACCCUGCCCGAAAGGAAAUCGUCGUCUCCUUCCGCGGAAGCAUCAACAUUCGAAACUGGCUUACCAACCUCGACUUUGGCCAGGAAGAUUGCAGUCUCGUCUCUGGAUGUGGUGUACACUCUGGCUUCCAGCGAGCCUGGAAUGAGAUCUCAUCCCAAGCAACCGCUGCUGUUGCCUCCGCUCGCAAGGCGAACCCUUCUUUCAAGGUCAUCUCUACAGGCCAUUCCCUCGGAGGUGCUGUAGCCGUUCUUGCUGCCGCAAACUUGAGAGUCGGUGGAACACCCGUCGAUAUCUACACCUACGGUUCUCCCCGUGUCGGAAACGCACAGCUCUCAUCCUUCGUCUCAAACCAGGCUGGUGGAGAGUACCGCGUUACACACGCCGAUGACCCCGUCCCUCGUCUCCCUCCUCUGAUCUUCGGAUACAGACACACAACUCCUGAGUUCUGGCUGUCCGGCGGCGGAGGCGACAAGGUUGACUACACUAUCAACGAUGUCAAGGUCUGUGAGGGUGCUGCCAACCUUGGAUGCAAUGGUGGAACUCUUGGCUUGGACAUUGCUGCUCAUCUGCAUUACUUCCAGGCGACUGACGCCUGUAACGCUGGCGGAUUCUCUUGGCGACGAUACAGAAGCGCCGACAGCCUCGACAAGAGGGCCACCAUGACUGAUGCCGAGCUUGAGAAGAAGCUGAACUCUUAUGUCCAGAUGGAUAAGGAGUAUGUUAAGAAUAACCAGGCCCGCUCUUAACAGGGGUAUGAGGUUUAAUGGGAAAUGACAUGAUUCAUGAACGAAACCAUAGUACAUAUGAUGCAAAUAGGA